Messenger RNA from Amphiprion ocellaris (clown anemonefish), 6559 nucleotides. It is a transcript of the gene ddhd1a, whose product is annotated as DDHD domain containing 1a. The coding region runs from base 466 to 3159 and encodes 897 amino acids. The record is from RefSeq and is a predicted model, not a curated record. Gene Ontology annotation, cellular component: cytoplasm. The transcript has 14 exons. Gene Ontology annotation, molecular function: glycerophospholipase activity; metal ion binding. Lineage: Eukaryota; Metazoa; Chordata; Actinopteri; Pomacentridae.
CACUACAGUCCUGUCUCUAUGCAAGAUUUGUUUGGACAACGAGAGCAUCAGAAAUUCCACAGAGACCCGGAACACUCAAAGUAUGGUGACUGCAGUGUUACUACCAUCAAGCCGCACUAAAGAGACUUAUUGACUGGAGAGGAAGUCGUUUGAUAUUGGUUUUUACUAGCGGAGAGGACACUCGGUUUAUAGGUUUUCUCGUUUUAUCGUUGCUAAUACGCUAACCUCGGAGUUCUCCAGCCGGCUUCAUUAGCUUAGCUUAGCAAGCUAACGAGCUGAUGUAGCGACAGCUGCGGGGGCGCUCAUUGAAAUGCGAUGGGACCUUGUCUGGAGGAAAAUUACUUUGGGAAAUUUUACUGACUGUCUUGCACCAUGUUGCUAGCUGUUGUGAAGCUGUAAUGGAUUCGUUAAGGUGAAGUGACACACGAGGGAGGUUACCGGUCAGGUGGGGCUGCUCGGAUAGUUAUGAGCAGUUUCAACGUUACAACUAGAACCUCCACCUUUAGCUCAUCUUUGAGCAACGAUAGUAAGAGUUCAACGGUCAGCGUCCGACCCGCCAACAACAACAACAAGGACUGGGCUUUGGGAGGCGAUGUGUUCUCGUACUAUCACGAGAUGAGUCUCAUGAACGACACGAUGCAGGCAGGAAUGUCCUCCGUCCAGUCAGGACUGGAGGGACACCUGCCGCUUUUACAUGCCCGACACCACAGCGCACAGGGCGGCUUGUUGUUGGACCUGAGCUCCCCGGAUUCCUACCUCGACAGCAGCUCCCUGGAGUACAGCGACAACGAUGGCAACAACGCUGGUCCGUUGUUCGAGAGGAGGAAGAGGUCCAGGUCCAACAGCUCCAGACACCGAUUCAACGAGGUGGUCACGGAGCUCGGGCCGGAGGAGGUCCGGUGGUUUUUCAAAGAGGACAAGAAAACUUGGAAGCCCUUCGUCGGGCAUGACUCGCUUAAUAUUGAGCUCAUGUUUCGGAAGUACCUGGAGCUGAACCCUGGUGCUGCAGGCUCCCAGGUCAGCGGCGGAGAGAAGGACGAGGAGGAGAGCAGCAGUAAAGGUGUGGAGAGCAGAGGGCUCAACGGUGCAGUGCCAGUAGAGACCAGGACCAGUAGUGUGCACGGAGGUCGGGGGUCCCUGGACACUUCCACCGUGUCCUCUGAUGAGAGGGACCCUGACAGCAUUGAGAUCAGCGUGGAGCCAGUGUGUGUUCGUGGAGGGCUCUAUGAGGUUGAUGUUAAAGAGAAAGAAUGCUAUCCAGUCUACUGGAAGCAACAAGACCAUAUUCCGGUGAUGAGAGGCCAGUGGUUUAUUGAUGGUACCUGGCUUCCGUUAGAAGAAGAGGAGAGCGACCUCAUUGAGCAGGAGCACCUGAACCAUUUCCGUGGACAACAGAUGCAGGACACCUUUGAGACAGAUUUGAUUGUCAAGACUGUUGACAGCAAAGAUGUUCUCUCCCACCUACCCCCUUUCUACCUCCCUUUUCUGUUCAAAUGGAGUGGAUAUCAGACGAGUGCUAAAACUACAUGUCACAAGCGCAAACGCUGUCAAGCGAUCCACAGUCUGAAGCUGAGUCGGACACAUGUGGAUUGGCACAGCGUGGAUGAGAUCUACCUCUACAGUGAUGCCACCACUUCUAAAAUUGCACGCACCGUCACCCAGAAACUGGGCUUCUCCAAAGCUUCAAGCAGUGGUACACGGCUCCAUCGGGGUUAUGUUGAGGAGGCCUCACCUGAGGACAGACCACCUCAAACUACACACAUCGUCUUUGUGGUUCAUGGAAUCGGACAGAAGAUGGACCAGGGUCGCAUUAUUAAAAACACUGGAAUGCUGAGGGAGGGUGUGAGGAAGAUGGAGGAGAAGCACUUUUCAGAGCACAAUGAAGAACACGUGGAGUUCCUGCCUGUCGAGUGGCGCUCGAAACUCGCACUGGAUGGAGAUACGGUAGACUCAAUCACACCAGACAAAGUGAGAGGACUGAGAGACCUUCUCAACAGCAGCGCCAUGGACAUCAUGUACUACAACAGCCCCCUUUAUCGGGAUGAAAUUACUAAGGGCCUAACACGAGAGCUGAACAGACUGUACACACUUUUCUGUGCGCGGAACCCUGAUUUUGAGGAAAGAGGUGGCAAAGUGUCCAUCGUGUCUCACUCCCUCGGCUGCGUCAUCACCUAUGACAUUAUGACAGGAUGGGAUCCUGUUCGCUUCUGUCUGCAGGAGCAUCACGUUGUGGAGGAAGAGCUGGACUUGCGCUGGAUGUCGUAUGAGGAGAGGCAUCUUUUAGAACAGCUGAGGCACACAAGGAAUAGGUUGCGAGAGCUGCAAAAUCAAGUCAUCACAUUGGAGGCCUCGAAGCCUUCAGCCCCUCCGGCUCUCAAAUUUAAGGUAGAAAACUUCUUCUGCAUGGGUUCUCCUCUGGCUGUGUUCUUGGCCCUGAGAGGGAUUCGUCCGGGCAGCAGCUGUCACCAGGACCACAUUUUGCCCACAUCCAUCUGCAGCAGGCUCUUCAAUGUCUUCCAUCCGACAGACCCUGUGGCCUACAGACUGGAGCCCCUCAUCCUCAAGCAUUAUAGCAAUAUAGCACCUGUUCAGAUACACUGGUGUAGUGCCACUAACCCUACACCCUACGAUGAGAUCCGACCGACGUUCCUCAACCCAGUCAAAGAACCGACAUCUGACACUGAGAGCAUUCCCAGUCCGAGCACCUCUCCUGUUCUCCCCCGCAGACACUAUGGGGAGUCCAUCACCAGCCUGGGCAAGGCCAGCAUACUGGGAGCGGCAAGCAUAGGAAAGGGCAUCGGAGGCAUCCUCUUCUCGCGUUUCUCUCGCUCCAACAGCCAGCCCUCAGUGUCCUUAGGGCUUGAUGGAGGGGCGACUGCUGAAGAAGAUGAGCAGAAGCGCACAGAAAGCCAGUCAGCGUAUGGCCUCUCCACCAUGAUUCGACCCACCUCACCUAUUACUGACACAUCACUGGAGCUGGAGCGGCGCAUCGACUUUGAGCUGAGAGAAGGUCUGGUGGAGAGCCGCUACUGGUCGGCAGUGACCUCGCACACAGGCUACUGGUGCUCCCAUGACAUAGCUCUCUUCUUGUUGACCUUCAUAUACAAACAGAAGACGACACCCCCUGACCCAGCAGAAGAUACGCCGGAGCCAGACUGAGGCAGCACAUUUGUUACAACACACACACACACACACUUGAAUGGUGUCUUAUAGUACUGAAGGUGUUUGUCAUCUUCUCAACAAAGUCAAACGGUGACAUUGCUCAUUUUCAGAUACACUAAUUUUCCCUUUUCCUUUGUCUCCUUGUGACCUAACUCUUUCAACACUUUGGAAUCAAUACUAACAAACUGACUCAAAACUUCAUUCCAAAAUGUGCAUUUUUGUCUCUUUUUGUUGUGUUUGCACACAUUUGCACACCCUAAGGGUGACAGUUAUAGACCAGGAACCCCUAAGGAGGUGCACCAUUUGCCAGUAUGACCGCAGGCUACAUGUAAAUAUGGAAUACAAGUCUAAUGAGUCUGAUGCUUGGGAGUUUGUUGCAUCUGGUGGAUAGACUUCUAACUUCAUUAUCUAACUUAUCCUGAACUGAAACAGCUGCAGCAUGUUGAUAAAGUGUCCAUGUGUUUCCUGUUAAUCAGUGCUUAAAUCCAGCCACUCUCCCACCGACUCGGUUUGGAGCCUUGUCACACAUUUGCCUGACCCUCAGUCACUGGGGUCUCAAGUUCUGUGUCUGAUCUUUUCAACUUUUUCUUUGCUAUAAAGGAAAGAGAAAGUAACUUUCAAAACAGUUGUUUUGUUUUUUUCUUUGAGGAUUUAGCUACUACAUGUCAAAAAGCGAAUGCUAAAAAACAAUGCAAUGCCUUUCAAAGUCAGCCAAACAAUGUUAUUCAUUUUGAAUAUUUUCAAUAUUUUUCCACACAAAAUCAAAACAGCAUAGGGCAUUAUCCCUUUAAUAUUGUCUUGGCAAUAAGAAAAAUAACUGACCAUGUUAUUUUUAGUUUGUUUUUCUUAAUGUUUUAUAUCCAUUUCUAUUUCAGAUAAUUUGAUUCUACAAAUAAAUAUACACCAAAUAACCUGAGCAAAGCAAUCAUUUUAUAUAUUACAGAGUCAAAUAAAGCAGACUUUUCCUUUAUGUCGAUAUUCAGUAGCAAAACAGUACAGUUUUUGCUUUAAUACAUAGGACAAAUGUCUGUUGCUAACACAAUAGUUACAGCUAAAUAUCCUCGUAAGAUUUCAUGUUGCAUACGGAGGUUUACUACCACAUGAUGCUUGUUUAAAAACAGGCAUAUCUUCAUUGUUAAACAACAGUCCGAUAUAUUUAGUUAUUUUCUAACAGUUUAUGAUUUCACAUUACAAAUCUUGAUUUCAUUUAUAAAACAAAUUCUCAUUCAAAACAAUCACUCAUUCAAUCUAAAGUCAUACUUCUAUUUUAAAUAUAAGUUAUGGAGAGGUUUUUGUGCUCAUAUCUUUUUAUUGAUAUUCAGAUAAAAUCAGUGGUAUACUAGAUAUAUCUUUUCUUAAAAAAUUAAUAUUUUUCUUAGCAACUUUCAGGCUCUUGAGGAUAUAGACCUGGAUCUCAUCUUGGUUAAAAAUGGGAUUCCAACUUGUGGCCAAAUAACUUUUAUGUGUCUAACUUGUUAGCUGCUUAGCUUUAGUAAUGCUAAGGCUAAUGCAUCAUCCAUGAAAAUGUAAUUGGCCUAGGUAAAUAAAAAUAGAUUAUCUGUUAAUUUAGGCUUUUGUAAUAUGUUGCACACAAAAAUUAACUGCAUCUUGUUCGCCUUGUUGUCACUUUCCCCUUUUGAGCAAAGAAUAUGUCCGUUUGUCUUUGUAUUUGUGUAAAAGAGGGGUUUCUUUAUUCUUGAAAACCUGCAUGUGCCAGUCUUUUGACUGUGUGAUUGUCUAAUUGACACUACUUACAAAUUCAUUCAUAAAAGAAAAACCUAAAGGUAACUGGGGACAGCAAAUCAUGAUUUGUUUUCUUAAAAGGAUUUUUGACGUCGGUUUACCAGAGCAUAUAUAUGUAUAAGAAAAUACCGAUAGAACUUAUAUUAGUUCAUCGUCCCGGUAAGAAUUCUGCAGAAAUUAGAAUGCUUCCUCACUUUGCAUGGUGUCAUAUUAAUAGCAAAUGGAUGUUGGAACAAGAAAAUAGUGCAGAGUGCCAACACCGUCUAAGAAACUUUGUUAUAACUAUAAAACCACUCGUGAUCGUUUAUGGAUUUCUAUUGAAGUCGUUUUAAAUACAUUCGCAAUGGAUGACGAAAUGGAACUGCCCUCAUAUUAAUGUUCAUGGAGUCACGUGACAGACUUUAUUACUGUCAGUGUCAAAUUUAAUUUGUGUCCUGCUGGUUGUAACAUCAUACUUAUCAAGAGCUUAUUUUCAUUUGUUAUGGUGCAAGCUGCAGCUUUACUGUUCCACACAAGGGCUGUAGCUUAAUGGUCCACCACUUAAUGGAAUCAGUUUUUUGGGGGGUGUUUAAUGUCUGUGUUAUGUGUGCAAAGACUUACUGACUAAAACCAGGCUGCCUUGAUGAGAUGCCCGAUAGGUAACCAGGAAGUAGUAUGGAAGCUGGGACAAAUAAGGGAGAGUGAUAUGAAAGUGUUGCUAUUUGAGCUGGUGGAUCUUACACAUUCAUUUGCAAUGAAUUGCACAGAAGCUAUGUUAAAAAAAUAAAAAAACAACAGCCCAUUUUAUUUAUUCAUUUUUGCUAAUCGUGUGUUUCUUGGCAGCAAUAGAUGCAGAAAGUGAUUUCAACAUGUUACUUGAUAGGAGUCCUGGAAAUAUUACAUAUGUAGAGCAAAAUACAGUAGCAAUUCCAUUGUUGCCUCUGCAUCUUCAAAACCACACUUUGUGGGUUCAGACAAAUACGUACUGUAGGGUUGUGGACAGAACAGUGUAACAAUAGCAACAAUGUUCCUGCCAGUGUUUGUGAUUUGGCCGUGUUUCCAAAAUGUAUGUAAAAUCUGCACAUUUUGCAUUAUAGCAAUUUUUGAUCAAAGCACAGACUUUCAAAUGUGUUCACUUUGCUUGCUACAAAAAAACUAGCAAGUUAACUGGAAAGCAUUAAAGAGAAUUUUGUUAAAACACAUUGUAAUUUUGACUAUGUAAGCAUUUAAUGUACAGCAUUUUGAACGACGACAGUAUAUUUUUCUUGUUAAAGGCACCACAAGCAUCAGGGAAAUGUCUGCUGUUACGUGUUUUGUAGAUUCGACACUCUUGUUGAUGCCAGAUUGAAGCCAUUAUUAAGUAAAACAAUUCAGCACAGAUGUCACUCUUUAAACUGUUCACAAGUGGAUGAAUAAGUUCUGUAUGGCUUGCGGCCAUAUGUAGUCAGACGUGGUGGGGGGGUGAAAAAGAGAUGCACAUUAAAACUUACUGCGUUGAGUGAAAUGUGUUAAACAGGUAACGCUGUUGCUUCGACUUUGAUCGGAUGUCUGGAAAGGUGUUCUGUGUCUGUCCCUAGAGCUGUGCAAUAACCCAUGCCUGUAAUGGAUUCUAACUGCCAUCCAAAGCACUGUAUUUAUUUCCUUUUAUUAAAGCAUUUCUUUUUGGAUACAAUCA